CUCGGUUGUGUUUACAGCAAAGAUGGCCGCCCUGCUAGCCGCUAGCCGCUUUAGCUCGCAGCGGGUCCGCAAAAUGACCAAACUGUGAAGACGCCACCGUCUCUGAGACAACUCUUCCCUGGACGAGCUUCCCCGAAUAAUCUCUAAAAUGCAACUGAGGCAUUUAAAGACGCUGUUAACGCCCCAGGAGGGUGCGGCCAAGGUGACGUGCAUGGCCUGGGCGCCGAACAGCACCAAGUUCGCCGUGUGCACAGUGGACCGGGUGGUGCUGCUGUACGACGAGCAGGGAGAGAGGAGAGACAAGUUCUCCACCAAGCCCCUGGACUCCAAGUACGGGAAACAAAGCUACGUCGUCAACGACAUGGCGUUUUCACCGGACUCCACCAAAAUCGCCAUCGGCCAGUCGGACAACAUCAUCUUCGUCUACAGAAUCGGAGAGGAUUGGGGCGACAAGAAAGUCAUUUGCAACAAGUUUGUUCAGACGAGUGCCGUGACUCACCUGCUGUGGCUUGAAGAACACUCGAUUGUUUACGGUUUAAUUGAUGGCAAGAUCCGUCUCGCCAACACUCAGACAAACAAGUCAGCCACCAUCUACGGCACCGAGUCCUGCGUCGUCUCCCUGACGUCCAAUGCUUCUGGUAAAGGCAUCCUGUCGGGCCAUGCCGACGGGACGGUCGUGCGUUAUUUCUUCGUCGAUGAAGGCUCAGGGGAUUCUCAGGGCAAGCUGUUGGUGCACCCGUGCCCGCCCUACGCGCUGGCCUGGGGCGCCAACAGCAUCCUGGUGGGCGGCUGCGACAAGAAGGUGGUGGCCUACGGCAGAGAGGGUCGCGUCCUGCAGACUUUCGACUACAGCCGCGACCGGACGGAGCGGGAGCUCACCGUGGCGACCACCAGCCCCAGCGGGCAGUCGGUCGUGAUCGGCAGCUACAACCGGUUGCGGGUGUUCAACUGGGCUCCGAGGAGAAGCGUGUGGGACGAAGCCAAACCCAAAGAGAUUCUCAACCUCUACACCGUCACCAGCUUGUGCUGGAAGAAAGACGGCUCACGACUCUGUGCUGGAACACUGUGUGGAGGAGUGGAACUUUUUGAUUGCUGCCUGCGACGGGCCAUCUACAAGAACAAGUUUGAGAUGACCUACGUUGGCCUGAGCCAGGUGAUCGUGAAGAAUCUCUCCACGGGAACCCGCGUGGUGCUGAAGUCCUACUACGGUUACGAGAUAGAAGAAGUGAAGAUCUUGGGGAAGGAUCGCUACCUGGUGGCCCACACCUCGGACACUCUCCUGCUUGGGGACCUGCUGUCGAAUAAACUGAGCGAGGUGCGGUGGCCCGGUUCCGGGGGAAAUGAGAAGUUCUUCUUUGAAAAUGAAACGGCGUGCAUGAUUUUCAAUGCGGGCGAGCUGAGUCUGGUGGAGUACAGCAACAACGAGAUCCUGGGACCGGUCAGAACCGAGUUCAUGAGUCCUCAUCUCAUCAGUGUCCGACUAAAUGAGCGGAAGCAGAGGGGAGUCAAAGACAACAAGAAGCUCGCUUACCUGGUCGACAUGAAGACCAUAACUAUUGUGGACUUGGCCGGAGGCUGCAAUCUGGGAACCAUCAGCCACGACUCCAAGAUCGACUGGCUGGAGCUUAAUGAAACCGGACGCAAACUGCUGUUCAGGGACAAGAAGCUGCGGCUCCACCUGUACGACGUGGAGUCCAGCCUGAAGACCACGGUGCUGAGCUUCUGCUCCUUCGUCCAGUGGGUGCCCGGCAGCGACGUGGUGGUCGCCCAGAACCGCGGCAACCUCUGCAUCUGGUACAGCAUCGACAGCCCGGAGAGCAUCACCAUGUUCCCCAUCAAGGGCGACAUCGUGGACCUGGAGCGAGUCGACGGGAAGACGGACGUGAUCGUGACGGAGGGCGUCAACACGGUGACGUACACGCUGGACGAAGGCCUCAUCGAGUUCGGCACGGCCGUGGAUGACGGAGACUACGACAGAGCCACAGCUUUCCUGGAGACGCUGGAGAUGUCAACAGAGACCGAGGCCAUGUGGAAGACGCUCAGCAAGCUGGUUCUGGAGGCUCGGCAGCUACACAUCGCAGAGAGGUGUUUCGCUGCGUUGGGGGACGUCUCCACAGUUCGUUUCCUCCACCAAACGAACCAGAUUGCCGACAAAGUGUCCGACGAAAUGGGAGGAGAUGGGACAAAGUUCUACCAGGUCAAAGCCCAAAUGGCCAUGUUGGAUAAAAACUUCAAAGCGGCCGAGAUGCACUACACGGAGCAGAAUGCCAUCGACGAAGCCAUCGAGAUGUACCAGGAGCUGCACAUGUGGGACGACUGCAUCGCUGUGGCUGAAGCCAAGGGCCACCCGGAGCUGGACGCCCUUCGCGGGAACUACUACCAGUGGCUGACGGAGACGGGUCAGGACGAGAAGGCGGGCGAGGUGAAGGAGAACCAGGGCGACUUCCAGGGGGCCAUCAACCUCUACCUGAAGGCCGGGCUGCCGGCCAAGGCCGCCCGCCUGGCCAUCAGCCGGCCGGAGAUCACCAACAACAGCGACACGGUCGGCCGCAUCGCCGCCAAUCUCAUCAAGGGGGAGUUCUAUGAGAGGGCCGGAGAUCUGUACGAGAAGAUCCGGAACAACCAGAGAGCCUUGGAGUGUUACUGCAAGGGAGGAGCCUUCAGGAAAGCGGUGGAGCUGGCUCGUCUCGCCUUCCCCGCCGAGGUGGUGAAGCUGGAGGAGGCCUGGGGAGACUACCUGGUCCAGCAGAAACAGAUGGACGCCGCCAUCAACCACUUCAUUGAAGCCGGCUGCUCCCUGAAAGCCAUCGAGGCGGCCAUCGCGGCCCGUCAGUGGAAGAAAGCCGUCCCCAUCCUGGAGUCGCAGGAGGGUUUGGCGGCGGGGAAGUACUACGUGAAGAUCGCUCAGUACUACGCCAACAUACAGGAAUACGAGGUGGCAGAGCAGCUGUAUGUGAAAGGAGGUCACAUAAAAGAUGCUAUAGACAUGUACACCACGGCAGGACGCUGGGAGGAGGCUCAUAAGCUGGCUGUGGAGUGUAUGACGGAGGAGGAAGUCAUGGCUCUGUACAUCAGCAGAGCUCAGGAGCUGGAGGGAGACGGGAAGUUCAAAGAGGCCGAGAGGCUGUUUGCCACGGUGAAGCAGCCCGACCUCGCCAUCACCAUGUACAAGAAGAACCGCAUGUUCGACGACGUCAUCCGCAUGGUGGCCAAACACCACCCCGACCUGCUGAGCGAGACCCACCUCCACCUGGCCAAGGAGCUGGAAGCCGAGUCCAGGUUCUCGGAGGCCGAGUACCACUUCAUGGAGGCCGAGGACCUGAAAGCUGCCGUCAACAUGUACAGAGUCAAUAAUAUGUGGGAGGACGCGUACAGGGUUGCAAAGAGCCACGGAAGCACUGGCGUCCAGAAGCAGGUGGCCUACCUGUGGGCCCGGAGUCUGGGCGGCGAGGCGGCCGUCAAGCUGCUCAACAAGUUCGGCUUCCUGGAGAACGCCAUUGAGUCCGCUCUGAACAACUUUUCGUUUGACUUUGCCUUCGAUUUGGCCCGUCUGUCGUGUAAGGAGAAGAUUCCCGAGAUCCACCUCAAACACGCCAUGUACCUGGAAGACGAGGGAAAGUUCCCUGAGGCCGAGGUUGAGUUCAUCAAAGCAGGAAAACCCAAGGAAGCUGUGUUCAUGUACGUCCACAACAAGGACUGGGCCAGUGCGCAGCGGGUGGCCGAGGGCUACGAUCCAGACAGCGUGUCCGAGGUUCUGGUCGGCCAGGCCAAGUUCUGCUUUGAGCAGAAGGAUUUCCAGAAGGCUGAAGCCUUCCUGCUCCGAGCCCAGAGACCCGAGCUGGCUGUCAAAUACUACAAGGAUGCGGACAUGUGGAGCGACGCCAUGCGGAUCUGUAAGGAGUAUCUCCCCAACAAGCUCUCCAUGCUGCAGGAGGAGUACGAGAAGGAGACGUCCAAAAAGGGAAUCCGGGGCGUGGAGGGUCUGCUGGAACAGGCCAGAGAGUGGGAGCAGUCGGGCGAGUACUCCCGGGCCGUGGAGUGGUACCUGAAGGUGAAGGACGACUCCAACGUGGUCCUGAUGGAGAAGUGCUGGAUGAAGGCGGCAGAGUUGGCCAUCAAGUUCCUGAGCGGAGACCGUGCAGUGGAGGUGACUCAGGUGGUCGGACCACGACUCACACACCUGGGGAAGUACAACGCUGCCGCGGAGCUCUACCUGACCAUGGACCUCAUCAAAGAGGCGAUCGACGUCUUCAUCGAGGGCGAGGAGUGGAACAAGGCCAAGAGGGUCGCCAAGGAGCUGAAGCCCAGGUACGAGGACUACGUGGACCAGAAAUACAAAGAGCAUCUGAAGAAUCAAGGCAAAGUGGACUCUCUGGUGGGCGUGGACGUCAUGGCGGCUCUGGACAUGUACGCAGAACGAGGCCAGUGGCAGAAGUGUCUGGAUACGGCGUCCAAACAGAACUUCAAGAUCCUGCACAAGUACGUGGCUCUGUACGCCACACGCCUCAUCAAGGAGGAGGAGGCUCUGAAGGCGCUGCAGCUCUACAUCCAGCACGGAGCGCCGCCCAACAUGCAGAACUUUAACAUCUACAAGCGUCUGUUCCUGGACCUGAUCAACGUCCCCGACACCGACGGGCCGGAGUCGUACCGCAUGUGGGCCGACCUGCGCAACUUCCUGCUGCAGCUGUGCGAGGGCGUGUCCAAGUCGGCCGAGGCCAACUCGCCGGCGCACGAGGACUUCGAGCAGAUGCUGCUGGUCGCUCACUACUACGCCACGCGGUCCGCCACCAGAGGAGUCGAGCCGCUGGUCAGCGUCGCCGCCAAGCUGUCGGUGUCUCUGCUGCGUCACACCGAGCUCGUCCCCGCCGACAAGGCUUUCUACGAGGCCGGGCUCGCCUGCAAGGCUGUCGGCUGGAAUAACAUGGCCUUCAUCUUCCUCAACCACUUCCUGGAUCUCUGCGAUGCCGUUGACGAGGGGACGCUGGACGCCCUGGACCACACCGACUUCCUGGACACUGACAUCCCCUUCGAAGUUCCGAUUCCCACAAAACUCUGUGUCACCGAUGCCCAGCGGGAGCAGAUCCGUGACUGGGUGCUGAUGGUGUCCAUGGACCACCGGUUGGAGCAGGUUCUGCCCCAAGAUGAGAGGAACUCAUACGAAGCCUCGCUGGUCGCCGCCAACACCGGCCUGCGCUCGCUGCCGUGUGUCCUCACCGGUUACCCCGUGCUGAGGAACAAGAUCGAGUUCUCCGCUGUGGGCAAAAUGGCGAACGCGGAAGACUGGAACAAAUUCCUCAUGGCCACGAAGACCACUCACAGUCCGGAGUGUCGGGACGUCCUGGACUUCAUCAGUCAGUGGUGCUGCGGCGGUCAGCCGGCGUCCGGAUUCUCCUUCCACUGACUCAGACCGGUCUGGAUUCUCUCUUCCACCUCUGAUGCAACAUCUGAAAGGUCCAGUUCUUCAUCCCUCUGUUCCCCUCCUCCUCCUCCUCCUCCUCCUCCUCUUUUCUCUCGACACAUUCGAGGGCUUGUCACCGACACAGACUCUUUGUGCUGAAAUCUCCAGGAUUUUUAGAAAAACUACAGACACACAACUUAUUUAUUUAUUCGUUUUCAUUUUUAUUUUUAUUUUUUUUGGUAAAUUUUGUCUACCGGGACUUUAAUCAUUCUUUUCUUGUCACACGUUCCUCCGCCCGUCGUUCCCUCCCAUCAGAAGAACUUCCUCUCUCUCAGGAUGACGUCGCUGAAUCAAAAAAAAUAAAUAAAAAAGCCAAAGGUCACUGUCAGAUUUUUAACAAAAAGACUUUUUACUACUCAUAAAGACUUUAUUCUAAUAAAUCAAUAAGUCUGCACUGACGGUCAGACGGACUAUUUAAUUGUGUACGUGUGCUUCAGAUGCCGGCGUCUCCCCGGCGACGCCUUCAUCGUGUGUUUGAUAUUGAACGAGAUUUUUUGUUUGCUGAAGUUCAAAUAAAAGAUUGUUUUCACA
This is a messenger RNA of Scophthalmus maximus (turbot), 5989 nucleotides long. RefSeq names its product intraflagellar transport 172 (gene ift172). Gene Ontology annotation, biological process: intraciliary transport. The transcript is spliced from 48 exons. The coding region runs from base 149 to 5401 and encodes 1750 amino acids. Lineage: Eukaryota; Metazoa; Chordata; Actinopteri; Pleuronectiformes; Scophthalmidae. The record is from RefSeq and is a predicted model, not a curated record. Gene Ontology annotation, cellular component: axoneme; intraciliary transport particle B; ciliary basal body. Gene Ontology annotation, molecular function: protein binding.